Molecule: messenger RNA, 6289 nt
Organism: Cydia strobilella
Lineage: Eukaryota; Metazoa; Arthropoda; Insecta; Lepidoptera; Tortricidae
Exons: 3
Coding region: 89-724 (211 amino acids)
Biological process (GO): protein import into nucleus
Cellular component (GO): nucleus
Source: RefSeq, a predicted model, not a curated record
CCUUCCUCCCGUGUAGUGCACUGUUUUAUCCCGCCAAUUUGUAAAAAAAAUCUGCCUUUGUUCUGAUAUACCAAGUAAAAAUAACAUCAUGAAUUCUCCAAGUGCGAGAUCUCCGAUGAAUUCUCCGAGUGCGAGAUCUCCCUCAUAUCGACAUAUUGCUAUAAAGCACAAACAUUCUCCAAUUGAACUCAAAGAAAAGAUGAGGAAGUCUUAUAAAGAUAAAGUUCAAAAUUGUCGAAAUAUGCUUCUGAACAGGCUCCGUGGCUCUGAAACGGACUUACGGGAAACAUUGACUGAUAUCUAUAAAAGUAUGUUUAACUUUUCUGCGGACACAACAAUCACUGAUGAAGAAAAUGAAAUUAUGGAAGAAAUAAGGAAUGAAUUGGUUCAGGAGGAAUUACAGUGGUGGCUUGAAGAACAUGAAAAAUCACAGGCUGAAAAUGUGGACUGGUCUACCAUAGAACAGGAAGACAAUGUAAUAUGCCCAAUGUGUCAAAAAGAUAACUUCAAACUUGAUUUCGGUACUUUGACUUGUUUGCUAUGUAAAUUUAAUAUUCAAACACAAAAGCCAUUAGUAGAAAUUAAGAAAUCCCUGAACAAUUGUAUUGAAGCACAUGGUGCUUUAUGCAAUAAUCAAGUUCUAUUUACUACUGUUACUGAAGUGAAUGAGACUCAUAUUUACCUAAUUUGCGACAGCUGUAUGGAAAUGCGGCUAGUCGUAUAAAAAUAAAAGUAUAACUCCUGUACAAAAAUUAAUGCACACACUUAUUGACAAAGUGGAACAGUAUUAUAACAUACAUAUAUAGAUUAUUGACAAACUGUUUGUUUAGCUAAUUUCAAAUAGUUUUUUUUUUCUACUCAUCGACUAUAAUCUGUGUAUUACAACUUCAUAUGCAACACUACAAUCUUACUCUUUUCAACGUUGGAUAGUCUAUGGCACUUCCAACUCAAGCAUAAGAAUUUUAUUGGUACGGUUUAGUCAAUUAUAAAAUUUUUGAAAAUAGAACUUCAUACAUUUCGAUAAAAUAUUUCUUGUUUAAGGAGACUCGAUUCAAUGCAAAUAAGCCUACUUAAACACGCUGCUGCAUCGCAUCUGCUUUGUGAUUGGUUGGCCAACAAAAACAUUUUAUUUUAUGUUGUAUUAGAAACAAUUGCUUCAUAAUUCAGAAACGCGCAUGUGACACCCUUCAUAUAGCAACAUCCAUACCCUACGAAAACCGCUUAGCGUUGCUUGUUAGUCUCCAUAGGCUACGGUGGCCAAAAUCGAGAAAAAAACUGUUUUAAAAUUGAAUUUAGCGCGGAGCAGGUACCAGAGUAAAAAGUUAUAAGUAUCUGGGUUGUUGGUUAAAUGAAGACUGGGGAUCAGAGAAGGAAAUACGGACGAGAAUUGAAAUAGCCAGAAACACCUUUCAGAAAAUGAGGAAACUUUUAACUAACAGAAAAAUAAACUUAAAACUGAGGUGGCGAAUGGUUAAAUGUUACAUCAUCCCAAUUCUUACGUAUGGUUCCGACAGCUGGACCCUGAAAAAGAAGUUGGUCAACAAACUAAGGGCUUUUGAAAUGUGGAUUUAUCGAAGGAUGCUCAAAAUUAAAUGGACAGAUAGAAUAACAAAUGUUAGAGUUUUGGAAAUCAUGAAAAAAGGUUUAGAAGUAGUAUCAACAAUUAAGAAAAGGAAAACGGCAUAUUUUGGACAUAUAUAUAUAGAAACAAUAAAUACAAUUUACUGAAAUUAAUAAUUGAAGGAAAAAUUGAAGGGAAGCGUGGUAGCGGUAAAAGGCGCACAUCAUGGACUGGAAAUAUAAGAGACUGGUUAAAAGUGAAGAGCAUAGAUAGACUAAUUCGCAUGACUGAACAUAGAGAGACAUAUAGACAUAUGGUCGCCGACCUCCUGGACGGAGAUGGCACGUAAAGAAAAGAGAAGAAAGAGGUACCAGGGCCUCAUGAGUUACGAGGCGGUGUCGUUGACCAACCCGCCGGGGGCGCCGCGUACGAGUAUGAAGGUAUCGCGGGCUGCGGCAGCUCGCGUAUCUUAGCUUUAUACUUUUGGUUUGUUGACCUAUAUGAUUCUACUAGUUGAAAGUAUUAUUUUUUUGUCUCGUAGAAAAGGUAUUGUAUACAAUAGUGAUAUAAUCAAGCUUUUCAAUCUCGUACCUUACUGAAGCAACUCAGCAAGCUUCGUGGCUUAACCCUUAAAUGCAUGAUUUUUUCCUUUUGUCCGAUAUUAAUAUAUGUGUCACGUAAUUGUUUGCUGAUUAUGGGAAAAAUUGUAAAAAAAUUAUAACAUCGAUUUACACUGAAAAAACAGUGUCAGAAGUUGCACAGGCUAAAUCAUAUUUAUGUAAAUAUAUAAUUUUCAACAAGAGAUAUAUGAAAAAAUCUUACUGAAAUCAGAAAGGUACACUAUUUGUAAUACACCUAUAAUAACGUUUUUAAAUAUAAAAUAAUUACAAAUCCCGAAAAAAACGUCCAAAAUCACAUAUAAAAAAUUGUCUUAAGAGUUGACACCGGGAUUUUAGUCGCAAAAAUGUAAAAUUGAUAGAUUUAGUCGAUGAAAUUGUACACCUUUUGUUACCAAAUUGAAAUAACAAGUACUGGUUUCUAUUAGCACGUCUUCUUACCUUGCCUUUUAUCAGAUCAAUUUUUUGAAAACAGACUCACUAAAUUAGUAAUGUUUUUUUUUCUGAUGGACGUUUAGGUAAACGCGCGUAAAACACUGAUUUUGUCGCUCUUAUUUGUAAAUUUCGUAAAGUUUGGACUGCUAAAAAUAGUAAAUUUGUAUUACACAUAUUCUGUACUUGACCUUUAUCAGAUUACAUUUUUGUUAUAUGACUUUGUUAAAUGUUCAAGGAAAUUAAAGUUAAACGAAUUCAAUUUUCUCCAGAAAUUACUUCAAAACAAGUGACAGUUUCUCUGAAAAUUGACUUAACUUCAACGUAAUUUUCAUACUUAAACAAUCUACAACAUUUGCUGAAACUAUUCUUAUACAUCAAUUUGUAUAAUAUGCCACCAUAAUUUUUUGAUGAAUUUUUAAAAACUUCUCUUCAUAUAUUACCGGUGACGCACGCUCGCGACCUCAUUAUUAAAAGGCAAGAUGAAAAGACGUGCUAAUAGAAACCACCAAUACUUGUUAUUUAGAUAUUACGUAACAAAACGUGUAUAAUUUAACGACUAAAUCUAUCAAUACUACAUUUUUGCUCCAAAAUCGACUACGGCCUAAUAAACUAUCGUGAGACAUAUUUCAAAAUAUUUAGAUCAGUGCAGUGCAGUGCACGACGUACAACCGCCGCGGACACUCGUGCCUGAGGAAGGAUUCCCAAAGAAUCCGAAACAUGUCGCCAAAAGCGACUAAAAAUAAUAGUGAGUAAAAACCGUACUGAUCUAAAUAUUUCUACUACGGCCUCUUAAAACGAAUGUAAUUUUUAUAAAUAAAAAUAUUGUUUAGAUAUUAAAUACCCCUUAAAUGCAUGAUUAAUUUAAUUAAUGUAAUAUAUUUAUUAAGCGUAUUAUAAUUAAUUAUGCAUCAUUAUUGCUUUGUAUACAUUUGGCAACAAUAUGCAUUUAAGGGUUAAACACUGUACUCGACUGAAAAGCUCUCUGUUAUAUUACGAUUGUAUAAAAUACUAUAUGUUAUGUUCAAUGACUUACCUACUAUUAUUAAAUCAUUUUACGAUUUAGACUCACUUGUUAUGGUUUGUGUUAUGAUUUAAUGUUAGUAUGUAGAUAAUUAUCCUAAUAACCAACAGGUCAACAAGGGAGAGGAGUGUUAGGGUCGGCAACGCGCAUGUAACUCCUUUGGAGUUGCAGGCGUACAUAGGCUACGGAGACUGCUUAACAUCAGGCGGGCCGUAUGCUUGUUUGCCACCGACUUAGUAUUUAAAAAAAAAGGUUAUUAGGAUAAUUAUCUACAAAAGUUUUUUGCACAGCAAUUUACCUCUUGUUUCACGAGCAACAAUAUACAGUUGAACCCGCUUAAUAUGAUAACGUUUAAAUCAAUUUCCCGCAUAAUACGCCAUUUUACGCCGGUCCCUGCAAGUUUAGGCCUGAUCUCUUACAUUUUUUUCUAAUAAGAGUCUCGUCCCGCUUAAUACGCCAUCUAAAUGUUACGUGUGAAGAAAACAAAUUUCUUCUUUCCGAAUCAGAAUUGAAAUUCAAAAUUUAACGCAAUUGUAACCUGCCUACAUCGAAAAUAUCUCAGUCCAAAAAAGGUUCCAUGUGUUUUGAUAAAGCGCCAUCUAAGAGAAUUCCGCGCUAACGAUAACCCACUAGCCCUCGCAUAACAAACAACGAAAAAAACCCGAAGAAAUACGCAAACUACGUUGAUAUGGAAGAAGUUCCACAAACCACCGAUAGAUGGCAAAAAAAUAAAUAUGUAGCGAACGCUACACAACUUAUGUAUGCGGGUGAAAAAAUUGGGACUAAUCAUGCCGUACUAAUAUUACGCAAGGGGACGCGAUUCUGGCGACACCUCCGCCUGUCCAGAUAAGUUUGUAGCCCUGACUAAGCGAUUGGCUAAUUGGUUCGUAUAGUCCGCGCAUCAAUUCUGUGCAUUGGGGGGUCGGGGAAGUAGGAGGGUAUGCGCCGCUCCCGUACGUCGCAUCACACAUCACACCCCCAGGGACGGACAACCCUUUCCUCGAUAAAAGCCUUUCAAUUGGCGUCCCUUUAAUAUGGCUAACCCAGAAAAAGACUUACCAGUUCGAACUGCCAGCCCAUUCAUUUGACUAUCCCUGACCAAAAAACUUACCAAACAAUUAAGCUAACCCCUUUAUAAGGGCUACCCUAACCAUUAAGCGCUUUUUAUAAAACUUUCCCUUUUUAUUUUAGCCAACUUUUGUCACAUGGCCACAUGGCCAGUAUUGAUUGACAUUUUAUACAUAUGAAACCUUUUACAAUCUCCAGUAAAAUAGACACUGACGAUUCCGACUACAUCAUAUAGUAGACGAUCGUUCGCUAUCGGAUGCAAAGUAAUGUGUGCUUUAUGAUCAAGAUAAAUGGUUUAAAUUAGCACGCUUAUAUGCUAAAAGCGUAUCCUUUUAUAAGGCUAACCGUCAUAUUAUAAGCAACAUGCUUGUAUUGGUGAGCGGAUGAUAAGGGUUGUGUAAAGGUAUUUGCAUGGAUACUGCUUAAUCAUAUGGGUUAGCGCUUAGACAAGGGCUUUGAAAGUAAAAUAAAAGGGUUUUAUCGGGAAAAGGGUAUGGCGAGUUAAACCUUAUCAAAACCCUUUAUAAGGGAUAGCGGGCGGGUCCCUGCACACCCCACACUCGCCCGCAGCCAGUGUUGGCUGUUUUCUUUUCUUAAAGUUUACUGUUACGCACCAUCUGCACGUUUGUGUUAUUGACAUAACCGUCGUAUUGUUAUGCAAUACGCCGUUACCCAACAUUUAAAUUAAUGUGUUUAUUACCUACCUAAAGCGAGGUUUAGACUAGCAAGAACUUGCAUGCAAUUUACGUUACAUUGCUGACUACUAAGGUAUACUGCAUUCAAAAUACUUAUCAGAUACCGCAAUGUAAUGAAAAUUGCAUGCAAGUUCUUGCUAGUCUAAACCUCGUUUUAGGUUUUUUUGUUUUGGCUAAUUAUAUCUUUUCCUUCUUUUUUUUUUUUUUUUUUUUUUUUUCCUAUCUGGCUUUUACUCCCCGCAAUUUUGCACGGGGUGAAUUUGCCAAUGUCGGUUUUUGACUUUCACACGUGAGGAGAAUGUUCGGUAGUCUGGGAGGUGAUCCUUCUUAUCGGCGUGAGAAUGCGAUGACAUCUGCUUGACCGCCUAAUGUUGAUUUAUAAUCUUUGUUGUGUCUUCCAUUCUAUAUAAACAAAUUACAUGAAAUAAUACUAUUUUUUUUUAACGUUUAAAGACGAUUUCCCGUUUAUGACGCUUUUUUUUGCUAGGUCCAUCCAGAAGCGUCUUAAGCGGGUUCUACUGUAAGUUAAUAAGAUUAAGAUUAUUGUCUUGUAUGUUGAACCACAUGGUUACUGGUUAACUGUGAUGCCUUAACUUUGGCUUGGGCAGUCAAAUUUCUUUAAUAUUAUAAAAUUAUUGUAUGUUCAUAUUGGUUUUUAUAUUCAUUGCUUGAUUUGGUAACUUUUGCAUGUGACUGGCCUGUUGAUUUAUCUCUAAAUUGUUAGAAACCGUUAAGAAGGUAGUCCCUACAUUGUUAUGAAUUUGAUUUAAUACUUGUGAUAUAUCUUUAAGAUAAUUGUUUCUUAAGUAUUUUCUUUUGAAUUUGUUAUUUAUCCUAACAGGUUUUAUGAUAAAACAAUUCGUAAUAAAAUUCCAAUUACAAAAUAAAAAAU